UUCCAGUGAAGGAGGAGGAGGAGGAGGAGGCGGAGGAAGGAAUGCUGCAGUGUGCUUAUUAUUAUGGCUGUCAAAGCCAGCGGCGAUUAUGUUAGAUAAAACAUCCUUUUUCAUGUAAGAUUUACGAGGAUGAUAUGCACCAUGUCCGCUGCAGCCGUCGCGGUAUGGCUCGGUACGGUUUACAUUGUGCAUGCCUUUGAUGCCAAAGACACCGCUUUACAUGAAGGAAAUGUCCACAUGGAGAGAUCCAUGGGACUGAAGCACAGAACAGCCGUGUACAAAGAUGUGGUGACCAUCUUGUCAAGAUCGCACGCAGACCGCAACGUCUACCCGUCCGCCGGGGUGCUGUUCGUCCACGUUCUGGAGAGAGAGUACUUCAAAGGAGAGUUUCCUCCCUACCCCAAAUCAGGUGAUGCCAGCAAUGACCCAAUCACUUUCAACACCAACCUGAUGGGCUACCCCGACAGGCCGGGCUGGCUGCGCUACAUCCAGAGGACUCCUCACAGCGACGGAGUGCUCUAUGGCUCCCCCACUGCAGAGCAUGUUGGCAAGGCCACCGUCAUAGAGAUUACAGCCUAUAACAGACGCACUUUCGAGACGGCACGGCACAACUUGGUCAUAAACAUCAUGGGCACAGAAGAGUUCCCUCUGCCCUACCAGGCAGAAUUUUACAUCAGAAACAUGAAUGUGGAGGAGAUGCUGGCCAGCGAGGUGCUUGGGGACUUCCUAGGAGCGGUGAAGAACGUAUGGCAGCCUGAGCGUCUCAACGCCAUCAACAUCACCUCGGCGCUGGACCGUGGCGGCCGCGUGCCCCUGCCCAUCAACAACCUCAAGGAAGGAGUGUACGUGAUGGUUGGCGCUGACGUUCCCUUCUCGUCGUGCCUGCGGGAGGUGGAGAGCCCACAUAACCAGCUGCGCUGCAGUCAGGAGAUGGAGCCUGUGAUCAGCUGUGACAAGAAGUUCAGAGCUCAGUUUCACAUCGAUUGGUGCAAGAUCUCUCUGGUCGACAUCAACAAAGUGGUCCCGGUAUACAUUACCCGCCCCAACCCCGGCACCGGGAUCCUGCCUGAAUUUGGGGAAUACAAACCCCCCUCCGAGUCUCUGAAGACUCGGGACUACUUUUCAGACUUCCUUAUCACACUGGCCGUUCCCUCCGCUGUGGCACUAGUCCUCUUCUUCAUCCUCGGCUACACUAUGUGCUGCAGACGGGAAGGGGUGGAAAAAAGAAACAUGCAAACACCAGACAUCCAGCUGGUUCACCACAGCUCCAUCCAGAAGUCCAGCAAGGAGCUGCGGAGCAUGUCUAAGAACCGGGAGAUCUCGUGGCCCCUCUCCACCCUGCCGGUCUUCAACCCAGUCAGCGGCGAGGUGGUGCCACCCAUCCACCCGGACAACUACGAGACCACCAGCAUGCCCCUCAUGCAGACACAGACGAACCUGCAAAACCAGAUUACGAUACCACAGCAACGGCCAUCAGGAGAGAAUUAUGUCAUGUCGACAUUUCGAAGGCUGGAGGUAAAUGGUAUUCCUGAGGAGAGAAAGGUGGCCGAAGCACUGAACUUGUGACCAGACUCCAGUGUUCGGAGCUGACCUCAUAUCUAUCUUUUUUGUUUGUUUGUUUUCUAAAAAUUUGUGCCAAUCUGCAUGCCCCAGAAGUGUCUUUAAAAAGAUUUAUUGUCCAUAUGCACUUAACACCUUAAGGAGUGAGAGUGUGGAAGAGAACAAAAGAGCUUAGCUAAUUAUAAAGAUACAUUACAGUAUUUUGAAAUAUUUGUGUAAAUGUGUUUUUACUUGCUUUUCACAACAGACCUCUUAGAGGAAAAGGGAAUUUUACAAGGAAACGCUUGUCAUUGCAAGUUGUCGUGUCAUGUAUGUAACAGUGUCACAUGAUAAAUUCUUUCCAAGUAAUUUGCAUUGACUGUAAGUACCUCUAAUAAUGUCUGAAUUACAUGGAAGGUAUGUUUUUGUCCAAAAAAGAAGCCAAACCAGCACAUUUUAUGAAGGUAUUAUUAACAAUGUACAACAGAAUAAAGGCAUUUAUAAAUAAAAUGGAUACAUUUCACAUUUUAAGACAUCACAAUUUUUUUUUUUUUUUUUUUUUUUUUUUUGUACAUGUAACAUAUUUCAAAGAGGCCCUGCACAGGGGUAUAAAUAGUUGUUGCUUUUACACGACCGAAAAGAUCUAUUAAGGCCUGAAACAAUUACCAAAUUUAUAGCUGUUGAUCAGUAAUAGACGAGAAAACGGAGCAAUAAACUUCAUCCAUUAAUUGAAAUUGUAACAUGGAUAUCUCAUCUAUACAAUGAGGUGAUGACUGGCUAUAGAAAUUACAAAUUUACUUGGCUCUUGUUCAGUUUGAGAACACAACCCGAACUCCACAUCAUCAGAAAAAUGACGAGAGAAGCCUCGAAAGACGUAGACAAAUUGUUCCACCGUGAAGAAAAAUGAAUUCUUCGUGGACCCACGUUUUUUUUUUAAAAAGCAGCUACAUAAACGUGUAGAAACGAUUGACACCGCAAUCUUUUACUACCCCACUGUAGAUGAAAUAUGCAACUCAAAAUGAAUGCAUUACAGUAUUACAUUAUACUUUUUUUUUUUUAUAUCUGCAAAAUGACAAAACAUUUGCCCAAUAAAAAUGUGCUAAAGUACAGAAAGUAUCUGCGCUGGUACCAUGUUAAACUUAUGUUUAACAUUGCAUUUCACUGCAAAGAUGGAAAAAAAUGCAGAUUAAAAAGUGCUAAUCUCUCUUAAAUGUUUGAGGAUAUAUAGGCAAAGACACAUCACUCAUUUGUCAACUGACAAAAUAUACAAUUUUUUUUUUUUUUUUUUUUU
Messenger RNA from Larimichthys crocea (large yellow croaker), 2830 nucleotides. RefSeq names its product sarcoglycan, epsilon (gene sgce). The transcript is spliced from 13 exons. Gene Ontology annotation, cellular component: sarcoglycan complex; membrane. The record is from RefSeq and is a predicted model, not a curated record. The coding region runs from base 130 to 1566 and encodes 478 amino acids. Gene Ontology annotation, molecular function: calcium ion binding. Lineage: Eukaryota; Metazoa; Chordata; Actinopteri; Sciaenidae.